This is a messenger RNA of Striga asiatica, 1134 nucleotides long. NCBI's taxonomy places the organism in Eukaryota, Viridiplantae, Streptophyta, Magnoliopsida, Lamiales, Orobanchaceae. The record is from the annotation of a GenBank genome assembly.
AUGACAACAAGGACAACAAGAGAGACAACUCCUGGCAAGGAGAAAAGAGGAAGCUCCCCUUCCUCCCACCCCAGCACACGAACCUCUGGCCAAAGCCCGAACCCAUACAAAAAGCCCGCUUCCCCAGCAUCUCAAAAAUCAGUCCCGAACUAUCUCAAGCCCACGCGGUCCUCAGAUCCUGAGGCCUUCAAGCAACAAGGAAAGAAGCCCGAGUCAGCCCGAAAGCCCGAUCUCCAAAGAAGGAGAUCCUUGGACAAGCCCCCAUCUGUAUAUCAGUCCCAAAGAUCACGUGUCUGUUCCUCCUACGAAAAAACACCCACAUUGUACGCUAGGCCCAUUACUAAAACAAGAAAGGUGAAGAAUCAAUUCUCCAAAGAGGAUAAGGGAAAAGCCGUUGUCCAUCCUAGGCAAGUCGAGAACAUUAAUGCACCGGUAGUCCUGAUGCAGUCUGGAGAUAUUUGUGAUGAAAAACGAGACGAGGAUUUAUGUAAGGAAAAUCGAAAGCCGGCGAGUGAGCCCGAGCAAAGUGAUCAUGAUGGAGAGAUUUCAUGUGAAGAGGAUAGUAUUGCUAAGAUAUCAGAUCAAGAGCCAACAAAUGACGACGAAGAUGGAGAAGAUAUAGAUGCCAAGGUCGUAAACGAGCAUCAAAAGGGAUUAGAGAUUGAGAAAACCCAAGGAGGGUGUGAAGAAGAUAAGGAUGAAAAUACAGUGAUUGUUGAGGACAUGCACAUAAUAAAUGAUUACGAGGAAACGGAAAAUAACGAUGUUGAAACUCCGAGUUUUGAGCUGUUGCCUGAUACAAAGCAAGAAGAUGAUGAUAUUACUAGAAACGUAAUUAAUGACGAAAAAAGUGUGGCGGGUAAUGUGAGCGAAGAUGUGGAGGAGAAGAAAGACUGGCCGACUAACGACAGUGAAGAAGGCCGAGAAACUUUCACAGAAAGAGAAGGAGAGGUUGUGGAGAAAAAGGCAGAGGGUGUGUGUGAGGCCCCGAAAGUGCAGGGGAAGAAGGAAAUAACGGUUUCAAAUGAUGUGAUAGAGGAGACCGCGAGUAAGCUUAGGGAGCAGAGGAAGAAUAAGGUGAAAGCGCUUGCUGGGGCUUUUGAGACAGUCAUAUCCUUGCAGGAUCCCAAGUAA